Molecule: messenger RNA, 867 nt
Organism: Priceomyces carsonii
Lineage: Eukaryota; Fungi; Ascomycota; Pichiomycetes; Serinales; Debaryomycetaceae
Exons: 1
Coding region: 1-867 (288 amino acids)
Cellular component (GO): cellular bud neck; fungal-type vacuole
Source: RefSeq, a predicted model, not a curated record
AUGCUGGAAUUCGUGACCACCACUGUCGCUCGCGCAGAAGCAUUUAAGCGAGAUGAUAUGCCAACUUUGACCAAUGAAGAUAGUUAUACUACUCCUGCUAUCUCUGUACCACCAAAUGACAAUAAUCCUUACAUAAUAAGAGAGCAUAACCCGAGUGGAACAGUUUUCAUUGCUGUUGGUUGCAUCGUAGGUGCCAUAUUGUUGGGCUUCGUGCUAUAUCAUUUGAUUAAAUCAUUGUGGGCUUCGAAACUUGCAAAGAAGACAUUAGCUGAUGAGAAAAAGUUGUACGAGAAAUACCAAAAUAACAACAGUUAUGCGUAUGGAGGCAGUACAGUAACCCCGUCGACGUCAAUGAAUUUUAAUGACUACCAGCAAUCAGUUACUAAAUUACCUCUUUUGUCUCACCACCGGAAUCGCUCCCUUUUAAUGGGUUUUGGUGGAAGCAAUACUAGUGAUUCACAGGUUGGAGACUCAGGAGUUUAUUCUUCUGAAGUGGGAGCAACUUCAAAACAUGAUUUAACCAAGAUGUUUAUAUCACCAACUGAGGAAGUGAUGCAACAUAAAAGAAACAAGUCCAAUACCUCGCAAUCUAUACUUGGAGGCUCCGUGACAAACUUCAGCAAUCCUCCGGCUGCUUCGAACUGGCAUUCGCAGAUUUUGCCUAACUUAUACAUCAACAAAGAAGUCAAUAAUAGUGAUUAUUCGGUAAGCAAUUCUGCGAGAGACAACGUCCAGAAGGACGAAAAAGAUGAAAGAGGCGAGUCUUACGAUGGCCCACGCUCGCCAUCUAGAGGAGCUAGAGCCGAUAGAAGAAUGAUCCCAUCCAUGUAUUUGGAAGAUUUGAUUGAUAACGAUUCUCAAAAUUAA